This is a messenger RNA of Tarenaya hassleriana, 1167 nucleotides long. RefSeq names its product probable DNA-directed RNA polymerase III subunit rpc6. Gene Ontology annotation, cellular component: RNA polymerase III complex. NCBI's taxonomy places the organism in Eukaryota, Viridiplantae, Streptophyta, Magnoliopsida, Brassicales, Cleomaceae. Bases 191 to 886 code for a protein of 231 amino acids. The transcript has 2 exons. The record is from RefSeq and is a predicted model, not a curated record. Gene Ontology annotation, biological process: transcription by RNA polymerase III.
AUUUAAAUUAGGGUUUUAUUUUAACAACUUCGUCUUCUCCACACACUGUUCUCUCUCUGGUGGUCACUGUGCUCCGCUUUGUUCCCUCUCCAACAACAACCUCGGAAAUCUUCCACUGCGUUUCGUUCUCUUCUCCACGACUUGACGAUCUUAGAAUAUUUCAGUUUUGUUGACGGCCUUAACUAGAGGAAUGAGUAAAAGAAAACGUCCGGACCCGAAAUCACCAGCUGGUGCAUUGAACGAACACGAGAGAAAGCUCUACGAGGUGAUUCAGGCCAAGCAAGACAUGGGCGCGAGUAAAUUCGAGCUCAAAACUGCUACCGGCAUUCUAGACAACAUCGUGACAAGAUCGCUUAAUUCUCUCAAGACCAAGAACCUUAUCAAGGAGGUCCAAAACAUCAACAACAAGGGGUUCAAGCACUUUAUGGCCGUAGAGUUCGAGCCCUCGAAGGAGAUCACGGGCGGGGACUGGUACACCGAUGGGAAUCUAAACAUGACUUUCAUAGAAAACCUUAAGGAGAUUUGCGUGAAACUGCUAAAAAGGCCUCGCACAAAGGUGAUGACUUUGGAGGGUAUGUGGAAAGAUAUUAGCAAGGCUACUCCAGUUAGCGAGAAACAGAUCGAGGAGAUACUUGAGAACUUGUUGUUGGAUAACGAAGUUAUGAAGGUGAUGAGUAACGGGUUGGAAGAUUUCGCUGUUGCGGGAAUAGCUAUAGGGAAGGUUUGUUACAAGUUAACUAGGAAACAUGGCGGUGGUAAUGAAGUAAGAUUUGGAGCUUUGGCUUCAAUUCCUUGUGGAGCUUGUCCGCAGAUAAGCGAUUGCACCCCUGAUGGAGUUAUCUCCCCUCAGACAUGUGUUUACUACCAGAAAUGGUUGGAUUUCUAGGUCUUCUGAUCACUGUUGUUGAUCUCCAUAUAGGCUAUUAUUAUGUUGUAGAUGAAUCCUGAAACCCUGAUUUCAGCUUUCUUUCAAUGGAAAGUCCUUUUCCUCUUUUUGGUUCUUUCACUCCUUUGUAUAAGGUGAGGAGAGAUUCCCUCUUUUUUUUUUGUACUAAGUUUUGAUAUUUUACCGGUUCAGUGAGGCAAUCAAAUGGCGGCUGUUCCUUGAUCCUGCUGUUAGGUUUUUAGCUGCAAUGUCUGGAAUUCAGUGUUUAUGUUUGCCAGAGA